Nylanderia fulva is the source of this 8622-nucleotide messenger RNA. It is a transcript of the gene FASN1, whose product is annotated as Fatty acid synthase 1. Gene Ontology annotation, biological process: fatty acid biosynthetic process. Gene Ontology annotation, molecular function: oxidoreductase activity; 3-oxoacyl-[acyl-carrier-protein] synthase activity; fatty acid synthase activity. The record is from RefSeq and is a predicted model, not a curated record. NCBI's taxonomy places the organism in Eukaryota, Metazoa, Arthropoda, Insecta, Hymenoptera, Formicidae.
CUGAAUGCGUGCCAGUCCUGUGUCUGAUCGCACGGCCGUUUGAUUGCCGUCUCCAGGGAGCGAGAGCCACUCACUCGCGCCGUCUGUCAGGCGAGCGAGUGCGAGUCACACGAGAGGAGGCGAGAGCACCCGCGGUGAUUCAAAAAGACACGACGCGAGUAUAUUAUUCUAAUACACUUAAGCAACGUUCCAGUUCCUCUCCGCUCUGCGAGACACAUUUUCUGUCUACUACGUUUCUUCAGGAUUAUAUAUAUUACAUAUAUAUAUCGGAGAAGAGAGAGCACACGAGAAUAUCAGAUAGUGACUUUUAAAGACGUAAAAGGCAAUCCUACGUAAAGGAACGAACCCCUCGGCAAGAUGCCAGCACAGUUUGAAAGUAUCAACAGCCCGGUGACGCGGGAGCCCGUGGUCACAAAUGGAGUGCCGUAUUCCAUCGACAGUGACAUCGUCAUUACGGGCAUUUCAGGUCGUUUACCCGAAUCGUCAAACAUCGAGGAGUUCAAAGAGAAUCUGCUCAAAGGGUUAGACAUGGUUAGCGACGACGAGCGUCGUUGGAUAGCGGGCAUCUACGGACUACCGCGAAGAUCCGCCAAGAUCAAGGAUCUCGCUUCAUUCGACGCCUCCUUCUUCGGGGUGCACCCCAAGCAAGCGCACGUGAUGGAUCCGCAGCUUCGUAUGUUGCUGGAAAUCACGCACGAGGCGAUAGUUGAUGCCGGCAUCACCCCUCCCGUGAGAGGAUCCCGCACCGGUGUGUUCAUUGGCGUCUCUUCCUCCGAAUCGGACGACUUUUGGACGAAAGAUCCGGAUCUCAUUAACGGAUACGGAUUGGUCGGAUGUUGCAGAGCGAUGUUCGCCAACAGAAUCUCUUUCGCGUUUGACUUCACCGGACCUAGUUACGCGAUGGACACGGCCUGCUCCUCGGCCAUGUUUGGCAUGCAUCAGGCAGUCGCCGCAAUGCGCGCCGGCGAGUGCGACGCCGCGAUCGUGGGCGGGAUGAAUCUGUUGUUGAAGCCAGCGAACGCGCUUCAGUUCCACAGAUUGAACAUGUUGUCGCAGGACGGCAAGUGCAAAGCGUUCGACGUCACGGGCAAUGGUUACGUCAGGGCUGAGGCAGUGGCAGCGAUAUACUUACAGAAGGCGAAGGACGCGCAUAGGGUGUAUGCCACGGUACUUCACACGAAAACGAACACCGACGGCCACAAAUCCCAGGGUAUCACGUAUCCGAACGGCGAAAUGCAGAAUCAAUUGAUGCGCGAGGUGUACAACGAGGCCGGGAUCAACCCGGCGGACGUAGUUUACGUGGAGGCACACGGUACCGGUACCAAAGUGGGCGACCCGGAGGAGAUCAACUCCGUCGACAAGCUGUUCUGCAAGAACAGGAAGACUCCGUUACUGCUUGGCUCGGUCAAGAGUAACAUGGGACACGCGGAACCCGCCAGCGGGAUCUGUUCGAUCGCCAAGGUGCUGAUCGCGAUGGAAGCGGGCGUCAUCCCCCCCAACUUGCAUUUCGACACACCGAAUCCGGAUAUUCCCGCUUUGAAGGAGGGACGCAUCCGGGUCGUCGACAAGGCCAUGCCAUGGAACGGCGGCAUCGUAGGCAUCAAUUCAUUCGGCUUUGGUGGCGCGAACGCGCACAUCGUUCUACGUAGCAAUCCAAAACCGAAAUUACCCCCACUACCGCUGGACACCACCGAACUGCUAUCCAAACUGGUCGCCGUGUCGGGUCGCACGGAGGAAGCCGUGCACACAUUGCUGGACAAGGCGAGGGAGUAUCGAAAGGACGACGAGUUUCUCUCAUUGUUGCACGCUGUGCACAAUCACGAUAUACCGGGUCACAAGAUGCGCGGCUACGAGAUCCUAAAUGUCAACGAUACCCGGGAAAUGACCGAAGUGAGCAAUCAAGAGAAACGUCCCAUUUGGUUUGUAUUUUCUGGUAUGGGCACCCAAUGGGCCGGCAUGGGUCGCGAGCUGCUCGGUAUCGAGACCUUUCAACGUAGCUUGCGACGAUGCGCGGAGGCAUUGAAACCCCACGGCAUCGAUCUCAUGAAUAUUAUCAUGAACGCUACGGACGAGACCUACGAGAACGUAAUAGACUCCUUCGUGUCGAUCGCCGCUAUGCAGGUCGCCCUCGUCGACGUACUCGCGUCGAUAAACGUACACCCGGAUGGCAUAGUUGGACAUUCCGUCGGAGAGUUGGGUUGCGCCUACGCCGAUGGCGCGUUUACACCGGAACAGACUGUUUUGGCGGCUUACUGCCGAGGCAAGUCGAUCAUGGACUCCAAACUGAACCCGGGCUCCAUGGCGGCGGUCGGUUUGAGCUGGGAAGACGCCAAAAAGAUGUGUCCGUCCGAUAUCACUCCGGCCUGUCACAAUUCCGUGGACUCGGUCACCAUUUCCGGGCCACCUGCAUCUAUGAAGAAAUUUGUGGAAGAAUUGAAGAGCAAGGACAUCUUCGCCAAGAUGGUCAAGAGCUCCGGCGUUGCGUUCCACAGCAAAUACAUCGCCCCGGCUGGCACCAAACUCCGCGCCUCCCUCGACAAGAUUAUACCCAGUCCAAAACAGAGAUCUGCCAGAUGGAUCUCGAGCUCCAUACCGGAAGCCGCGUGGGGCAGCCCGCUCGCGCAGCUCAGCUCGUCCGCGUAUCACGUCAACAAUUUACUGUCGCCCGUCCUUUUCCAGGAAGCGAUCGCGCAUAUCCCGGAGAACGCGGUAACGAUCGAAAUCGCGCCACACUGCCUGCUACAGGCGAUCCUGCGCAGAUCGCUGGCACCGACGGUGAUCAAUAUCGGCCUCCACAAGCGGGAUCACUCCAACAAUCUGGUCUUUCUGCUGUCCAGCAUAGGUAAAUUGUACACGGCCGGUGCUCAGCCCGACAUCUCCAAGCUGUACUCACCGGUGAGCUUCCCCGUCGGUCGCGGAACCCCGAUGAUCGGGUCCCUGAUCAAGUGGGACCACUCCACCACCUGGGAAGUAGCCUCUUUCAAGCAAACCUCUGCCCAAUCGGGCGAAUGCGUCGUACAGGUGGAUCUAUCGAAGGAGUUGGACGCUUUUUUGGCGGGACAUCAGAUAGAUGGGCGAAUCCUUUUCCCAGCCACCGGUUAUCUUCUACUGGUGUGGAAGACUUUGGCAAAACUGCGCGGUACCGACUUCGAAUUACUGCCAGUCAUCUUUGAGAACGUACGCUUCCAACGCGCCACCAUCAUGCCGAAGGAGGGAAUCGUGAAAUUUUCGAUAACCAUCUUCGAGGGAACGGGCGAUUUCGAGAUCUGCGAAGCCGGCACAGUCGCCGUCAGUGGAAGGAUCCGGGUAUCCGAAGAUAUCGAGCGGGAGCAGCUGAAGCUAUCACCGCCAUCCAUUCCGCCUGUCGACAACAAGGACGUCUUACCGCUGAACACCAAGGAUGUUUACAAGGAGUUGAGGCUGCGCGGAUAUGAAUAUAGCGGUAUCUUCCAAGGGAUCAAGACUUCCGAUAACUACGGCACCGCUGGCGAGCUUCGUUGGGUCAACGAAUGGGUCUCGUAUAUAGACACCAUGCUACAGUUCAGCAUAUUAUCCACCAGUCACAAGCUGCUGUAUCUACCGUCGCGUCUUCAAUACGCCGCGAUUAAUCCGGUUCUUCACAAACGCUUGACGGACGAGCUGCCAGAAAACGGCACAUUACCGGUAUAUCACUACAAGAAUGUCAAUAUCGUCAAAUCUGGCGGCAUCGAACUCAGGGGAUUGAAGUCCUCCUUGGCCCCACGACGACAGCAAACUCAGGCUUCUCCUAAACUCGAGCGAUAUAUCUUCAUACCCUAUGAGAACUCGCACAGUUUAGCAGAGGAUCCAGAAAGGAGUAAAUUGCACGCCGUGACCGCGAUGUUGCAGAUCGUGUGCGAAAACUCGACGGCGUUGAAGCUUAAGACCCUGGAGAUCGCGGGUGAACGAGCCGCGGAGGCUCUCUUGGCACCAUUAGUGAUCGACUUUAACAAUUCUCAACCGAGCUUGCCCGAUCUCAGCAUACAAGUGGUCGCCGUUUCUCCCGCUAAUUACGCAACAGUCUGCGGCCAAAUAAACGUCGACGUCGUGACGCGAGAUGUGAACGACGGACCACCUGGUCAAGACAUGCACUUUGUAAUAGCGACGGAUGUUUUGUCGAACCAGUCUUACGGUAUUCUCAAAAAUCUGGCGGCCGCUUUGAAACCCGACGGCUUCAUUCUUCUGGAGGAAACCGCCGCGCAAUUAAAUUUGAAAGUUGCACUGAAGCAAGCGAAUAUGAUAUUGAUCGCGAAACAGACCGAUGCCAUAGGAAAGACUUAUCUGUUGCUGCAAAAGUUGAAGAAGAAGGAAGAACCGACUGUAAUACAGAUCACGGAGAAAUCCUUCUCGUGGCUGGAGGGCGUGAAAGCGGCGCUGAAGAAGUCCGAGAACGAGGGCCAACUGCUCCUUGUGUCCCAAGGCGAACCAUUACUUGGUAUAAUCGGAUUCAUGACUUGUUUGCGAAAGGAGGCGAGCGGUGAAAACACACGUUUCGUCUUCAUCCAGGACAAGAACGCUCCCAAAUUCAGUUUAUCCGCGCAAUUCUACGCGGAACAGUUGGACAAGGGACUGACGGCCAACGUGUUGAAGGGGGGCCAGUGGGGUAGCUACCGACACUUGCAAUUGGAUCAACAGAACAACGUGUCUUCCCUCCAGGUGGAGCACGCCUACGUCAACUCGCUGGUACGAGGAGACUUGAGUAGCUUGAGAUGGAUCGAAGGUCCGUUAAGUUAUUACAGGCCCGAUAACUCUUCGAAUACGACCCUCUGCAGCGUAUACUACGCUCCGUUGAACUUCAGAGAUAUUAUGCUGGCGAGCGGGAAGCUACCACCAGAUGCUCUGCCAGGAAAAAUGGCUACGGAGGAUUGUAUAUUGGGGCUGGAGUUUUCCGGGAGAGAUACGGCCGGACGUCGCGUGAUGGGUAUGGUCGAAGCCAGGGGAUUGGCGACCACCGUAGUGGCGGACCUCGGUUUUCUCUGGGAAGUGCCCGACAAGUGGACCAUGGAGCAAGCGGCUACGUUACCCGUGGCUUACGCAACUAGCUACUACGCCCUCUUUGUACGGGGUCAACUGAAAGCCGGCGAGAGCGUGCUGAUUCACGCCGGGACAGGCGGCGUCGGUCAAGCCGCGAUCGCCAUUGCCCUGCACGCCGGCUGCACGGUCUUCACCACUGUCGGCACGAAAGAGAAGAGGGAAUACCUGAAGAAGACCUUUCCGCAGUUGACCGACAGACACAUCGGCAACUCCCGAGACACGAGCUUCGAGCAGCUGAUACUCACCGAAACGCAGGGACGCGGAGUCGACGUGGUGCUGAACUCUCUGGCGGAGGAGAAGCUACAGGCCGGCAUACGGUGCCUCGCGUUGAACGGUCGCUUCCUCGAGAUCGGCAAGUACGAUCUAUCAAACGACAGCCGCGUAGGGAUGUCCAUGUUCCUGAGGAACACGGCCUUCCAUGGUAUACUGUUGGACGCGCUAUUCGGGAACGAUUCCGCGGAGAAGAAGGAAGUGGUGAGACUCGUCUCGGAGGGGAUCAAGAGCGGCGCGGUGCGCCCGCUGCCCUCGACCGUCUUCUCGGAGCAGCAACUCGAGCAGGGAUUCAGGUUCAUGGCGACCGGCAAACACAUCGGCAAGGUGUUGCUGAAAAUUCGGGACGAGGAGCCGAAGAGACGCGUCCCGCCUACGCCGAAGAUAGUGGCCGCCAUACCUCGUACUUACAUGAAUCCGGAGAAAUCGUAUAUAUUAGUGGGCGGUCUGGGUGGCUUCGGGCUGGAACUGGCUAACUGGAUGGUCGCCCGCGGCGCCAAAUUCAUCGUCUUUGUGUCGCGCUCGGGUAUGCGCAACGGCUAUCAGUCGCUGUGCGUGCGACGCUGGCGCGAGAGCGGCGUGAAGGUCCUCAUCUCCACGUCGGACGUGACAACCUUGCCGGGCACCGAACGCCUGAUUCAGGAGAGCGCUCGACUGGCUCCGGUAGGCGGCAUCUUCAAUCUGGCGGCCGUGCUAAGCGAUGCGCUAAUCGAGAACCUGACGGAGACUGAUUUCAAGACGGCGAGCCUGCCGAAGAUCGAGGGUACAAGAAAUCUAGACGCGGUCUCGAGGAAAUCCUGCCCGUCGCUGGACUACUUCGUCGUGUUCUCGUCCGUGGCAUGCGGACGCGGCAACAUGGGCCAGACUAAUUACGGCCUCGCUAAUUCGGCUAUGGAGAGAAUGAUGGAGCAGAGACAGGCUAAUGGUUUGCCUGGUCUCGCCAUUCAAUGGGGUGCCAUUGGAGACGUUGGCCUAAUCAUGGAAAUGGGAGACAACAACACCGAGGUCGGCGGUACCAUGCCGCAGCACAUGUUGAGCUGUCUCGCGACUAUAGACGUAUUCCUGCAACAACCGCAUCCGGUGCUGUCCUCCGCGGUAUUGGCCGAGAAGCACAAAUCCACGAACGACAACAAGGCCGGUCUGAUCGAAGCGAUCGCCAACAUUUUAGGCGUCAAGGACGUGAACUCGGUGAGUCCCAGCAACAGUCUAGCCGACCUGGGAAUGGACUCGCUGAUGGGCACGGAGAUCAAGCAGACUCUCGAGAGAAACUACGACAUCGUGUUGUCGGCUCAAGAGAUCCGCGUCCUGACGUUCGCCAAAUUGCAAGAGCUGUCCACGUCGAGUCCCGAUGCGACGAGCAAGCAGCAACAAUCAUCGACAGCCGACAACUCCGACGUGAACGCCGCCAGCAACAUGCUGAUAAUGCAGUGGCCGGGCAACGAGGUGCUGCCCAAGGAAGCUCUCGUCCGGCUGAAGACGAAGAGCGCGAACGGACCGCCGCUGUUCAUCGUUCACGCAAUUGAAGGUCUGACGAAGCCACUGGAGCACAUGGCCAACGAGCUCGAGAGACCGCUCUGGGGCCUACAGAGCGUCGAGCACGCGCCGCACGACACGAUACCGAAACUGGCCGAAUUCUACAUAAACAAGAUUAGGAAUAUUCAGGAAAAGGGACCGUACCACCUAGCGGGAUACUCGUUUGGAGCUUGUCUUGCCAUCGAGAUGACUCUACAGCUGGAAGCCGCCGAGAAGGUCAGCUUGAAGCUGAUAGAUGGUUCCCUGGAGUAUGUGCGACAACAGAGCGAGAUGAUCGGCAAAAUUGAUACGACGAAUUAUCUCGUCUCCGACGGCUGCAUGAAAUCGCUCGCGUAUUUCAGCAUUCAGUUCAACAAGAAUGUCAAUUAUUCUGAAGCAUACAUAAUUCUGAAGCAGAGCAAGUCGGACGAGGAGAUGUUUGACAAAAUGUUGGAAAUAAUAGGCGAGACCCCGUUCGAUCAAGAGGAUUUGAAAGUUGCUGGAUAUCUUUUGUUCAAAAGAUUGGCGGCCGCUACAAUUUAUUCUCCGGAUGCAAAAAUUAAAGGACCAGUGAUGCUGAUUAAGGCUACAGAAAACUUCAUACCCUUGGCACAAGAUCACAAUUUAUCGACAAUCUGCACGCAAUCCGUAAGAGUGGAAGAGGUGACUGGCAACCACAGAACGAUACUGUUGGGAAGCAGUGCAAAGAGGCUCGCAAAUCUCUUGCAAGCAUAGUUUGCAAAAGCACGAAUAAGGCGUGAAUUAGAAUCUAUGUAUAAAAAGGAAAGAAAUUAAUCGCGCCUUAGAGAGAGAAUAGUUUCAUGUCGAUAAGAACUUAAUUUCCACAAAGGUUGCAGAAACAUUGUAGAUAUGUUUUAUCACGUGAUUAUCGCAUAUUCUCUUUGCGUUAUGUUGCUGCAAUUUUACUGAGAUUUCGCGUUGUAUAAAGUGACACUUCUCUUUACGUAGAAAUCUUUUGCGCAUUAUAUAUAUAUGCUAUCCGAUAUUACAAGUCAGAAAAUCUCUUGUGUAACUGUUUGCAAACAAACAGAACGUACAAAAUGUCAGAUAAGAUGAUUGCAAGCUUUUUCAAAUGGUAUACCAGUACUUCCCGUAUCGUUAAUUUAAAUUAAAUACAAUACGUUCUUGUAUAAUUUUUAAGUACAUGGGAUCAGUUUAGUAACUCUUGUUUUAAGAGCUUAUUAUGUAAGCUUUCUCGUGAUAUUUCCAAAGUAAACGCGGAUGCGUGCGUAUCUAUUUAUUUAAAUUAUAAUAUUAAUAGUUUAGUGCGUUACCCUCCCUUCUCUACUUAGUAAUUAAUAUUUUGAUUUUAAGCGGGUUGAUCUCUAGCACUUAAUGCGGAGUCUCUCAUCAUCAUCAUCACAAUAUCGUGAUGAAAUUGUAAAUAACAACAAGGUAUAUCAAUGCAUUUGCUUAAUACAGUUCUUAAUAUUAUCGGCUCUUCAACUCUUUUGCGUUCUUAUAUUAUUGAAAUAUAAAGAAAGAUCUUAUUUUAAGAUUUAUCGCACAAUAUGUAAUUUAUUUUUCAUUCCAUUAGCAAUUAAAAGUUUGGCACAUAAAAAAAAGAAAUGUUUACUGUCUGUAUUUUUUUAUUAACUUAACAGAUUCGACAUAUUGUGUAUUAACAUCUCGAAAAUAAAUGUACACUUACUAGUUGUAAGUAUAUAUUAUACGUACAAGUUAAUAAUGCAAAUUUAUAUGCAAUUUAUGUUUACAUUCUCUAAUUCCCUGAUUAUUUAAUCAAAUAAAUUUUCGAAAAUAAAUUUA